AUAUGCCAUUUUCUAAUAAUGCAAACAAAUUAUUUAGCCAUCACAUACCAAACCUGUUUCUCAACUCAACAAUCAACAAAAACCCACUCUUUCCAAAAUCUUAUCUUCAAUUUCAUAGUUUUGUUGCAGACGCCAACACCAAAAAUCAGAUGGGAAGUAACAUAGCAUUAUACAUCGUCGUUUCAGUCGUUUUCUUCGCCAUCUCGAAGAUCGUUAUGGCAGUCCUGUGCUACCGACGCUGGAAACGAAGGCAAAUGCUCAUCCAAGACAGUUUCAGAGGAGGGAAACUAGUGCUGUUCAGAUCUCCGGGGAUUAAACCGGAUGUGUUUCUGAAGAAGACGAUGAAGCUCAGCAACAAGGAUAUCAUUGGAUCAGGUGGCUUUGGGACGGUUUACAAGCUCAUCAUCGACGACUGCAUACCUUUUGCUGUUAAGAGACUUAACAGAUUAGGCGACGCAGCAGAUCAAGACCGCGGCUUUCAGAGAGAGCUGGCGGCCAUGGGAGACAUCAAGCAUCGGAAUGUAGUAAGCCUUCAUGGUUACUACACUGCUCCUCACUAUCAUCUUCUCAUCUACGACCUCAUGCCUAAUGGCAGUUUGGACGCACUGCUUCACGGAAAAUUUUCAGGAAAGUCGAUAAACAAGAUGCCUCUUGAUUGGUGUACGAGAUACAAAAUAGCAGUUGGAGCAGCGAGAGGGAUAUCUUACCUCCACCACGAUUGCAUUCCUCACAUCAUACACCGGGAUAUCAAGUCGAGCAACAUAUUGCUGGAUCAUAACUUGGAGGCCCGCGUCUCCGAUUUUGGACUAGCUACCCUGAUGGAGCCGGACAAAACUCAUGUUUCGACUUUGGUAGCAGGAACUUUCGGAUACCUGGCUCCUGCCACAGCAAAAGGAGAUGUCUACAGCUUCGGAGUUGUAUUGCUAGAGCUUCUAACAGGGAAAAAACCAACAGAUGAGACAUUCAUUGAGGAGGGAACUAAGCUGGUCACCUGGGUAAAGUCAGUAGUGCAAGAUAAGAGAGAAGAGUAUGUAAUCGACAGCAGUUUGGUUGAUUUUCCGGUUGAAGAAGCUAAUAAUGUAUUUAGUAUAGCACUGAUGUGUCUCGAGGCAGAGCCAACCAACAGGCCUACUAUGGCAGAAGUUGUGAAGAUGCUAGAGCAGAUAAAACCAGAAGCUAUCAAAUAAGAACUUGCAAUUGUGCUUCGAUUUUAUACUAAAUAGAAAAUACAUAAUAAUAUGUUAUAUGCAUGUCAAAACUCAA
Messenger RNA from Salvia hispanica, 1263 nucleotides. Lineage: Eukaryota; Viridiplantae; Streptophyta; Magnoliopsida; Lamiales; Lamiaceae. The record is from RefSeq and is a predicted model, not a curated record.